AUGGGGAGAUUCCUCAUGAGAAAUAAUGCAAAAGUGAUUGAACUCACUGAAGGAUUCUUCGGAGGGCUUUCCUUCCAGAUGAUAUUGAUAAGUGAGACCGCAGUGAAGAAGGUGAACCCGUCAGCCAUACUCCCUUUGCAACAUCAGCUGACUCAUCUUGGCAUUUUCCACAGCCGCCUAGAGGACUUUCCCUUUCAUAUUCUUUCGGAAUUCCACCUCUUGAAAGAACUCGAACUCAACAAAAAUUUGUUGACCUCCGUCCCGGCCUUUAAGAGCAACAGCCUGGGAAGACUCUCACUCCAUAGCAAUAAGAUCACGAGUGUGGAGUUGGACAAAUGGGUGACUCCCAAUUUGAGGGAACUCUAUAUCUACAAUAAUUUGGUGACCUCUGUCCCGGCCUUCAAUUGCAACAGCAUAGAACGACUCUACUUCUAUAACAAUGAGAUCACGAGUGUAAAGUUGGAGAAAUGGGUGACUCCCAAUUUGAGGGAACUCUAUAUUUACAACAAUAAGUUGACCUCUGUCCCGGCCUUCAACUGCAGCAGCAUAGAACGACUCUACCUUUAUAACAAUAAGAUCUCGAGUGUGGAGUUGGACGGAUGGUCGACUCCCAACUUGAGGAAACUCCAACUCUACAAAAAUUUAUUGACUUCUAUUCCGGCCUUCAAAUGUGAGAACCUAGAAUUACUUGGUCUCAAUGACAAUAAGAUCACGAGUGUGGAGUUUCACGAUUGGGCGACUCCCAAUUUGAGGGAACUCUUUCUCUACAACAAUUUGUUGACCUUUGUUCCGGCCUUCAAGAGCGACAGCCUAGAAUUACUCCGCUUUGAUAACAAUAAGAUCACGAGUGUGGAGUUGGAGAAAUGGGCGACUCCCAAUUUGAGGGAAUUCCGCAUUGGGAACAAUCCCCUAGUGAAGUUCCCGUCUGCAGUCAUCAAGGGCUUGAAGAAUCUUGAGGAAUUCUGGUGUCCAGGGUGCAACCUGGGUCCCACCGUUUCAAGAGAUCUCCUGGAAUUCCAGAGCCAGGCUUUGAAAAGGGUGUUUCUCAAUUCCAACAGCAUCUCCAAACUGGAAGCAGGAGCCAUCACGGGUAUCUCGCCCAAUACGAACAUUUUUCUGGACCAAAACAAUAUCACUGUAUUGCCUGAGGAGACCUUCCGCCCAAUAUUGGACAUCCUCUCAAGGGGGAAUGGAACCCUCGUUCUAAGCGGCAAUCCUAUCCGAUGCGAUUGUAACAUAGCAUGGCUUGUGCUUGGUCAGAAAUUUAUUAGGAACAUUUUUGGGAAGUGUCACAAUGGAACCGAUUUAAAAGACUUAAAUUCGGAUUACAUGAAGGACUGUGAUCGUCAAUGUCCCUACCAGUGCGUGAAGAUCCAAGUGUCGUCUUUCUGCAAGACAGUGCUUCCUUCAAACUGUCCUUCCGAGGAGUUCUGCUGCCAGCCGCCCUUACCCAUUGAGUCAUGUCCAUCCACCCACGUGUGCCUUUCUCGCUCAUAUGCAAGUAAGUGCGAUCCAGGAACUGAGAUCUGGAACACAUCGUGCUCAGGGAGUGAAGUGUGCUGCAGCGUCAAGACCAUCCUACCGACUCUCUUUCCCCGCCAGCCAUCUCAAUUCCCAGGUGACGUCCCAAAUUCAGUAUUACAGGGUGAGCCCCAGGUUGUCCGUGAGGCCGAGGCCAAACGUUUACCUGCCACUAGUCUAAACAAUUCAAGCGGAUCAGGAGUUGAUGUGAAGAUAACCGGCGGGAUAUCAAGAGAAUCAAUGAUUUUGGCCAUCUCUGCUGCAGCGAUUUCAGUCGUGGCUCUGACAGUGGGCUCUAUUUCCUACUAUCGUUUCAGAAAGGAGAAAGCCAGAAACAUCGCAUUAUCCAAAGAAGAAACAGAGCGAUUCUUGAAAGGACAACCCGAGUGCCUGAAUCCAGCGAUUGGGCUCAGCGAACAAAUACAUCUACUGCCAUUCGACGAGCACUGGGACUUCCCUCCUGAGAAACUGAAACUCGGAGAAGUCCUCGGCAGUGGGCAAUUCGGUUACGUGCUGAAGGCUGUGGCUGUUGGGAUCUGUCCUCCGGAGCCCGAAAUGACAGUAGCCGUGAAGAAAAGAAAGCCCCACUCCAGUAUGGAGAAUUAUCAGACGCAUUUGAUGGAGGUGAAGAUCAUGAGUCACCUUGGAAUGCACUUGAAUGUCGUCAAUUUCCUUGGAGCAUGUACCAAAGGUUUGGCACAUGGGGAUCUGAUGAUGAUCAUGGAAUAUUGCCCUUUCGGGAGUCUGGAGAAGUACCUGAGGGCAAAUGAAACGAACUUCAUCGAUCAGAUCGACCGCCACAACCAAACGCUCAAUGACAGUACCGGGAGACAGGAGCACUGCACUGAUGAUUCUGCAAACGAAGAUGCUGCACUCGAAGCCCAGAGAGAUAGAACACUAGGCGAAUGGGUUGUGAAAUAUUUACCAGCUGCAUCACCGGCGACUGACUCCGGAGGACCCGACAGUGUACUCCAGAAGGAUUCUGUUGACUCUGACUCUGGGAUUCUUCCAUCUUCGAGUCGUAUGAUCAAGUUCCUCAACUUCCUUGGAAGAGAGAGUGAAUCAAAACAUCCUGCGCUGAAGGGCAACACCAGCCAUCAGUCCUCAGAAGGAAGCGAUCGCUCAAGACAAUUCACGACUAGCAAUCUCGUCUCUUGGGCUUUUCAGAUAGCUAAAGGCAUGGAAUACUUGGGUUCCCGUAAGGUGGUGCACAGGGACCUGGCCGCGAGAAACAUUUUACUUGCAGAAGACAACAUUGUGAAAAUUUCCGACUUUGGCCUUGCCAGAGACAUCUAUAAGAACAAUCAGUACAUCACAAAGGGGGAUGGUCCAUUGCCGAUAAAAUGGAUGGCCUUGGAGUCCCUCACACAGGACAUGGUCUAUACGAGCAAAUCAGAUGUUUGGGCGUAUGGAAUUACACUUUGGGAAAUGUUCAGCCUUGGGAAGACCCCGUAUCCUGGAUUGAACGGCGUAGAGCUCGUCCGGCUUCUCCAGACGGGGUACCGCAUGGAGGCACCUCGAUUCGCCGAUCAUCAUUUCUACGAAAUGAUGAGGAAGUGUUGGGAUGAGGAUCCAAACAAUCGUCCGACCUUCCCCGUGUUGAGUGCAUGGUUCGGUGAAAUGCUUCUAGAGUCUGAGCGUCUGCACUACAUGGAAAAGUACGAGUUGUUCGAGAAAAAGAACGCAGAGUACUUCCGGACCAAAACGGACUAUCUAAAAUUGAUGCCAACUGAUACGGAUGAUGGAUACCUGAUACCGUUGAAGAAAAAGUAUGGAAAAGAAGGUAUUUCAAAUGCACCCGAACAUGUGAAAUCGGAGAAUUUUCAGUCAAAGACGGACAAUCUGCCGAAGAUGGCAACAAUAACACAAGAGGAUCACCACCAAGAAAGACAGGAACCACGAGUGCAAAAAGAUAGUUCCAGGGCAUAUGCAAACCUCAAAGACGACCUAUUCUCCGGAAACGAGGAAAAUCGUCACAAUGGAUUCGAGCAAACUGAGAAUUCUAUAUUCGAAGAUGACUGUAGCGUUGAAUAUGAAAAACAAUUCGAGCAAUGUGAAAACGCCACUACAUCGUACAUCUGACGAGUGGAAACGGAUCGCCCCAAAGUCAAGGAAGAACGGUUAAAACAAACGAAUGAGCAUGCGAUUGCACUCAUUUGUCUUCCUUUACUUUAAAUAGAUGACGCAGGAUCGAGGAUGUGAAUGCUCCGUGGUAGAAAAUUGCUCGUCAAUAGCUCUUUUUUCCACCUGGUGAUAGCCAUAAGCAGUUUGGAUUAUCCGGAGAGAAAUAUAUUUUGGAGAUUGAAUAUCAA
This is a messenger RNA of Darwinula stevensoni, 3833 nucleotides long. NCBI's taxonomy places the organism in Eukaryota, Metazoa, Arthropoda, Ostracoda, Podocopida, Darwinulidae. The record is from the annotation of a GenBank genome assembly.